Molecule: messenger RNA, 5268 nt
Organism: Chanos chanos (milkfish)
Lineage: Eukaryota; Metazoa; Chordata; Actinopteri; Gonorynchiformes; Chanidae
Product: histone-lysine N-methyltransferase ASH1L-like
Exons: 15
Coding region: 1-5268 (1755 amino acids)
Biological process (GO): regulation of DNA-templated transcription
Cellular component (GO): nucleoplasm
Molecular function (GO): histone H3K4 methyltransferase activity; protein binding; DNA binding
Source: RefSeq, a predicted model, not a curated record
AUGGAUCAGAAAACGCAGGCAGGGCCGUUGCCUCAAGAGCCGGAGAGAGAGAAAGAUAACGAGAGGGCGAAAGAGAAGAAAAGGAGGAAAAAACAGGAUGCUGCUGUACCAGAGGUGUCCACCAGGGGCAGUCGCGUUGAGGAACCUAAACAGCAGCAGCAGCAGCAGGAGAUUUCAGUCAAAGAGUGUGAACAUUCGGAAGGCAACAUCAAACAAAAGAUGGGGCUUGGUACAAAACGGACUAAGAGACCACCAAAGACCCUGGAGAACUACGUGUGUCGACCCACUGCUAGGACGUCUCUAAGGCUUAGCCAUGGGAGUGGGCGUGGUAAUCAAGGAGGAAGUGGGGCAGGCAAUUGUGAGGUCAGAGAUGCCAGUCAAUCACAUGGACCUACUCAGGACAACAACAUAAAGGACAGUGACGUAUCACAACCUGAAACCAGUGCAACUCCAGCAAAGCCCUCCAUUGUGCCUCUCUUGACCCCCAAAGGACAUUCUCCUGUUCCAGUUGCCCCCAUUACCACACUGGCUAAAAAGGGUGCUCCAAAACUGGCUUGCAAAGCAGAUUUGAGGAGUGACUCGGCCUUGGAGGGUUCUUCAUACCCAGACUACCUGCAGACAGACGGCAAGCAAACACUUUGUGACAGAAGAUGCUCAUCCACCCCUACUCAUUCCCCGACACCCCCACCUUCCCCAUCAUCUCCAAAACGGGGGGAGCAGGAAUCCUGUCAGGUAGAGGGCACUAAAAUUUAUAAAGAGGAUGACCAGAGAGAAAAGGAUACACAUUCCCUGGGCAAAGGAGCAGGCCCUGCCAUGGAUAGGUUCACCCAGUUAAAUGCAAAUGCUCCUUGUCCCUUAUCAAAAUGUCGAAAUACUAAAAUUCACACGGUUCCCUCAUCUCCAUCCUCCGUUUUCUCCGGUGGAAAUGCCGACACACUCAGUCUGUCCCUGAGUUCUCCAAGUCUGGACCCUAAAAGCUCCAAGAGAACGUCCUGCCCUCCAAAUCGGGCAGUUGUUUCCAAGCACAGGGGAAGUGGCUCGGACAAAGUUUCAUUUAAUCCUGUGUGUACAAAUGUCUCCAGUGAGGCAAGAGUAGACCAAAACACCAGCACCAACAAAUCCCCAUGUCCUGACAACGACACCUCCUCAGCCGUGACUAAUGAGAAGAGCAGGAGCAAAAAUGGUUUGAACCUGAAGCCAAGUCCCUGUGUUCUGUCACAACUGACCCACAACGCCUCAGAGCGAGGGCCCUCUUCCUCCCCGUCCAGUCUGCACAAUGGACAUCCAACUGCUUUGACAGAAUGUAAUACUCCAGUGAAGGGGAAAAAUACAGAGCAAAAGAGUAGUCCUCUAAAAAAACGCAAGGUUCAUCAUCCUCGCAUGGCCAAAGAGGGGAACCAAGACCAAAAGCUGGCAGAGGAGAAGAAAGCUCGCUUAAUUUCUCCUGCUAAUAAAACCACACAGCAGGGGCAAGCAACAGGUAAAAGUCCUGCCUUUCAGCCUAGAAGGGCAUCAGCCUCACCUCUGUAUAGACCUAGACCUGUUGGACGACCCCCCAAAUCCAAACAACUGACAAAUUUGAUAGGCACCUCUGAAACCCCAAGCCUUACACCGCAGCCCAGAAAGAGGGGCCGGCCCAAGAAGGCUAGAUUAGGUGAGCCACUUCAAACCAUUGUUAAGUCUGCAAGACGCCUGGGCCCACCUACACUACACCCAGAAACUGAGAAGAACUUCCUCAAGCCAUUGGCUAGGAAGCGUGGACGGCCUAAACGAACAUCUCCUAUCUUUCCUCAAGGAUCCCAGCCACCCAGAGCAGGAGGAUGUGAUGAAGGAGGGGAAGGAGGAACUCGCAAACGCCCGAAGGGAAAAGACGAACAAGUCCGUUCCAGCAAGAAAGGGAAUAGAAUAAUGAUGCGGAAAAUCAUCAACAAAAUCAAUAAGAUGAGGACAAAAAAGAGGGACCAAGUCCUCAAUCAGGUUCUCUUGGGACAGAGACACUGCGACAGUGUUGAUUUGGCCCAAGAGGGUAGGGAUUUAGAGCUUUCUGGAACCAUCUCAGCUUCCACACACUCCUUAUCCUCCCUCGUGACCUCUUUUGGGGGCAAACUUGGCCCGCAGAUCAAUGUCAGCAAGAGAGGGACUAUAUAUUUGGGCAAGCGGAGAGGUCGGAAGCCUAAGUCUCUGACAAAUUCUGGCAUGAUCUCUGAGAAAUUUCCCUCUGUAAAGUCUCUACAGCCCAUUCCUCCCUCCUCAGAUAAUCUCACUUUUCCAUCGCUGAAGCAACAGCAGCGUGCAAACCAAGCCUUGUCUGGCUCUUUUGAUGCCUCUACGUGUGCCCCACAAGGGUUUUCUACAGCUCUUCCAUCCUCUGUUGACUGUUCUCGGAAACAAUCCUUGCAUUGUAACCAGAAACACCUGUGGCAUCAGCACCACUACCCAAAGACUCAGGGAGGUAUGCCAGCUUCCAGUACGCACCGAACUGAAGUCAAAAAGUCCGCAGCUGUAGAUGAGUCACAAAAUAAGGCGACGAUGCCUAGUGAUUGUGGCAUACAUACAGACACCAGCAGCAUCCUCAACUUGGGCAAGAGGACAGUAGAGAGAGGAAUAGGUAUGGUUCCAGGAUUAGCAUCAGCAAAGACCAGCUGUUCAGCAGAUAGCCCUCUCAAAGGCAAUCGAGUUCCAUCAUCCUCUCCUCUCAUUGGCUCAGGAACACCUCAAGAUCCCAGAGGAACACAUCUUGCCAUUCCUCUUGCAGCUUUAGUUGGUCAGAAAGAGAAACAUAAACAUAGGUGCCACAGGCGGGGCUGCCUUGGGAGGGACAAGCUGAGGAGACGUAAACACAAAUGCAAGAGGAAGUACCUUCAGCUCAGAGCGAGGAGGCAGGACCCAGUCUUCCUAGCUGAAUUAGAGGAAUUGAUCACUAGGCUUAGUGAGAUCCGGAUUGUGCACCAGAUCACUCGAAAAGGGCUUAGGGGUGAGGGGGACACGGGAGGCCGAGAGACCGUAGAUGGCAGAGGUCGUCAUCAUAUUCACCGUUACCUACCAGGAGACCUUCUCCCCACAUUGUUCCAGAUCAACUUUAGUGGGUACUAUUCACCAUACUCUGCCCUCUCGUGCGACUCCUUGCACUGUAUGAGAAAGGCAGAUAUGAAGAGGAAAAGCAGUUGUGCACCUGAGCUAAGUGAAGAAAUGAUGAGGGAUGUUCCCGCUGUACACAAAUUUGGAUUCCCUCUCUCACCAAGUGGAUUCUACCACCCCUCCUACAAAAAUCCAUACCCUUCCACCUCCCUUGGCUUUGGCCUCUAUAGAGGAUAUAACCCACCUACUACACUCUACCCUUCCCAGCCCCUACUUCCCGCAUACAUGCACCCCCAUUCGCCUUAUCCCUUCCUAAAUCCUGCCAAGUUUCUCAGGAAAAAACACAAGAUGCUAAGGCCGGAAUCUGUACACGGGGGAGGUAGGUCUGUAGUGAGGGACCCAAGUUUGACCUCUGACCUCACUUGCGAUUGGCCUUAUAGGCACAAACACUACACCAGGCAGGGGGAGGAGCACAGAGAGGAGGGAGGGAUCCGAGGAGGGGAAGGUGAGGAGGUCAUGCAGCAAAAAAAGUUCAGGAAACCUGGGGCUAGCACCAGAGAGAAUUUGCCUAAGUAUGGCAUCAACACAAACUCCUCUUCCUACUCGUCAUCAGUAGCUACAGAAAAGAGGCCCAAACCCCAAACCACACCCCUGACCUGCCUCCGGCCAUCGCACCUGUCACAAGGGAAUUCCAAAGCCUCGAGGGGAGAUCUCAGCUCCAGCCCGGCCACCAGAGGGUCCCAGGCCUCUGCCGUCAACGUGACCAGCGAGAGCCUCUCUCUCCUGGGCAGAGGAGUUCUCUCGCUGGGAGAAGAGCUUCCAAAGAGGCUGACGUCCGCCGGCAUCAGAUCCGAAAACGCCUCGUCCGUCAGAGGCAAAAUGAGCCGCCUCAACCAGCUCCUCAAGACCAAACGCAUCCAGAGACAGACUGUUACCGGGGGCAACGUGGAGAAAAAAAGAGGACCCGGACGACCCAGGAAACACCCGCUGCCCUCCUCGUCUCCUCCGCAACCUCACUCCAGACAACCCGCAGACGGCGAGAGAGAGAGAGAGGGAGCAAAGAGCAGAGGAGGAGGAAGAGGGAGGAGGCACGACGCUUUGAGUUGGAGUGAGAGAAAGAGAGGCAAGAGGAGGAGAUGGGGUGAACGCGAGAAAGAGGGAUGCCAAGAAGAAGAGGAGGAGGAGGAAGAGGAAGAGGAAGAGGAGGAGGAGGAGGAGGAGGAGAUAGAGAGGAACGAGGGAGACGAAGGAGAAGAGGCGGAGAGUCACGUCCCCCCAGCUUCCACUGGCCAGCCCUCAUUAUAUGAGGUCCCACCCCCAGCUAAAGACAGCCGACAGGAGAGGAGACCUGAUCGGCCACCCAGGAAAACAUACGAGUGGGCGGGGCUAUAUUCAGAUGUUUACAAAACAGAAAAUCCUUGUUUUCAGAUCCCACAAAUAAGCACUGAGAGACUUGAAUACAAUCCAGAAGAGCAUGAAUACGGUCUGCUUCCUGCUCCUAUACACGUGGGAAAGUACCUCAGACUGAAGCGGAUUGACUUCCAGUUGCCCUAUGACGUCUACUGGCAUUGCCAACACAAGCAGCUUCGGAAAAGGACAGGAAAAGCUGGUCCUCUACGCAGGGCGAAAACAAACAAUGUGGUUGAGUGUGUAAGAUCGAUCCCUCAGACUGAGGGCAGUGGUGUCAGCCCUAAACCUCCAGAGGACAGAAUGACCCAAAGCAGCAGGCUUCCUGAUGUGGAGGGCGGAGACAGAGACAACAGCAAUGUCUCAGUCACAGAAACUCACACGACCAGUUUCCCAUCACAAGGACAGGAGGGAGGCAGUUCCAGUGAGCAUGUUCCCCCUGCUCUCCUGAUGGAGCCGCUCUCCAGCACUGACAGGUCCUGCAGGCCAAUCACUUGCAGCCCCUCUGCUGAGCCUGUGCUCCAGAAAGAGAAGUAUGAAAAUGGAAACAGUACUGUACAGAAACAGAUCCAUUCAGGCAGUUAUGACAGCCUGGAGGCAUUCCACACAGACAUGCUCAAAGUCUUCCACUGUGCGGAGAAGUACUAUGGUUGUAGUUCCCCUGUUGGCCGUGAUGUGUCUCAACUGAGGGAAGUCUACCACACAGCCCAGGAGGAGGAGUCAACUCAAAUCAGCAGCAAUCUACCAGAGACUGCCAGCCACGCCCACAACCCCGCCUCAUAA